Molecule: messenger RNA, 2714 nt
Organism: Hemiscyllium ocellatum (epaulette shark)
Lineage: Eukaryota; Metazoa; Chordata; Chondrichthyes; Orectolobiformes; Hemiscylliidae
Product: putative transmembrane protein 244
Exons: 6
Coding region: 346-801 (151 amino acids)
Source: RefSeq, a predicted model, not a curated record
GAAAAGCUCAGCAGGUCUGGCAGCAUAUGUGGAGAGAAAUCAGUUAAUGUUCCAGGUCGAGUGACCCUUCUUUCGAUUUUUAACUAAAUUGGCAUCCCGAUAUUUCAUGCAGAAAACCUCAAUAAAAAGCCAAGUUAUGUGAUUUGCCAAAACUAAAACGAAAUUUGCGACAGUGGAGAUGGGCGCUCUCGGAAUUAGGCGAAUUGUUAUCCACUUGAUCUGCGGUAGGCGCUGUUUCAUUCUUUACAUCAAGGACAUCCGAUAGAGACAUGGAAAAGAAGUGAUUAUGGAAAGAAAUGAGCAUGGGACACUACCCAGACUCUUCGAAAUCGACGUGAUAUUUGCAUGGCCUUCAAAAGCAAAACCGCAGGCACCAAGAUUGUUCUCUUAAAUUUGUUGCAAUGUUUGUUGGUAUUCUACACUCUGUACUACAUGAUCGGAAGCGUUUGCUUUGGUGCAUUCAGACUUAAUUCAUUUGAUGGGUUGAUUCCUUUUGACUUUAAAACUCAAGCAGCAAAGUCUAACUCUAAAUAUCUAGUGAAUCUGCUGUCUAUGGAACUUACAUAUUUCACCAGUGGAAUCCUGUUUGCAAUAAUAGUUAAGAAGUGGGUGUGGGACUAUUCGAUCACAGUUACACUCAUCCAUGUCAUACUGAGCUCUGCAGUGAUGACUGAGUUUCCUUUAGUGUGGCAGUGGUGGUUGGCUUUGGGGGGCGGCUUGUUGAUGAUGAUCUGUAACGGACAGCUAGUGGCACACUUUGCUUGCCAAAAUAAUCCUGCUUACUCUUCAAAUAACCUCUGAGAGAAAAUGAUCAAACAAGGCCACGAAAAUCAAAAGUUCAGGAUAAUUCCCCCAUCUAACAUACCUGCAUUGAUUUUAGUGAGCAGAGAAACUGCAUCCUUCCACAGAAAUAAUUCGUGUUAAAUGUUUGAAAAUCACAGCUUGUAUUCUAUAUUGACCAGAAAAGACCUGUUUUUCACACAAAAGUCAAGUGGAUUAUGGGCAGCUUAAAAGAAAGACUAAUGUGAUUUUAAAACCAUAACUUUCUCUAUUCCCCUUUGAAUUUUGAUAUUUGUUGCUUUGCAAAGGUAAUUCCAUAGAAGACACCAAACAUAGAGAUAAUUUUCAUUUUAUCCAAUUAUGUGUGCAUUAGAUCUGCUUGGAGAAUGUGGUGUCUAACCUGCCCUGCACAGUAAAGUAUCAGAACCACUGCAGCAGUAAUAUGUCAGGAAGUAAUUGGGAACUCUUAAAAACAUGUCUGAUCAGACCUUUAUAUGAGUAAUCCAAUCGUACAAUAUUAAAAUGAAAACCAAAAGAGAAUAUAGUAUACCAACUUAAAUAAAUAUUUGAGAAUUGAAGGAUUUCUUUAAAGAUAACUCAGAAUCAAAUUUUCUAUAUGCCAAAAUAAAAAGUACAUGCAUUGUAAAUAAUAAAUAGGCUUAAAGUAGAAUCUUGAACUCCCAAAAAUAUUAAUUCACAGUAUUCGUAUAAAACAUGAAAAUUACAAUCUGAUAUUUUCCCACUAGGUAAAGAAAUCAUCUACUCUCAAAAGAUUAAAAUGUUUAAUAUUUACCUUUUGGAGGGGAAUGACCAUGCAUUUUAGGAUUUUAACCAUUUUUAUUGCAUUCAAUAUUAUAUCAUUCAAUUAUCAGUGGCUUCCUUUACUUUUAAAAUGUUAAUAGGUAAUAUAUGGAGUUUCAACAAAUUCAGUUUUAAUACAUAAAAAUCCCCUUCAAGUUGAAAGGUUAUUACCAUCAAAGUUUGUGAGAAGAUUUAUAGCUUGGGUGCUUGUUGUUGUGGUUCUGUUCACCGAGCUGGGAAUUUGUGUUGCAGACGUUUUGUCCCCUGUCUAGGCAGAUUCAAACCACUACAAAUGGCGGAGGAAAGAUCACAGAAGCGCUUCACAGGAGGCUCCCAAGCACUGAGGAUGUCACCUAGACAGGGGACAAAAUGUCUGCAACACAAAUUCCCAGCUCGGUGAACAGAAUCAAACAGGUUAUUACCAUAUUCUGGAUUUAAUGUGAUUGAUUCCUAUACUGCCACAGAUUGACAACUCUAUCUUGUCUGUUGAGUUUUUUUUAUUAUCUCCUCGACAUUGUAAAAUAAAUUAUUUUUGGUGAAACUUUGUAAAAAAUGAAAUGUUCAAGGCAGGUGGAACUCAAAUCCUCACCUUCUGGCCCAGGAUUAGAGACGCCAUCACUGUCACAGACACAGGAAAUUGUUCAGUUGUAAGUUCUAGUUUAGUUUUGUAGAGUUAGCAAACUGCCAGUUUAUCAUUAUGUUUUGGUAGUUCUUGCUUUGGCAUUCUUCCACAGUAUAUUGUAGAAUUCACCAAGUUUUAGCUGUCUUUAGUAAUAUUGCAUGUCGACUGAUUAUCUUAGCCUUUAUCUGUCCAAAAGAUUUUUUUUAUUGUUGGUUUAUCACUUAAAUAUCAAUUGUGGGGGUGGGGGAUGUGCUUAGUAGUUGAUAUUUAAACAAUAUUCUCUUUUACUGCUGUCAUCAAAUUUAUAGAAUGUCUUGUGCAGACAUACAGGACUCCAGACUGGAAAAAACUGGAUGCUCAUUCACUGUUGUAUUUGAGAGUCAUCUGGAUGUUUUAAUGUUAAAUAAGGGGCAUCUUCCAUUGCACUUUCAUUUUCUUUUAAAUGUGUUUGCAGGACUGAAAUAUAAAUAACUGAAGUAGAUGAAAUGGAAUAUGUAAAAAUGUAUAUCAG